CAGAUACAGCUGGAAACCCAAUUCCAGGCAGCAGCUCCCCCCAGCUACUCCCUGCUCUAGGUAGCAGCUCCCCUCAGCUCUGGAUCACGGCUCCCCGCAGCUCCAGGUAGCGGCUCUGCCCAGCUCCAGGCAGCAGCUCCCCCAAGCUCCAGGUAGCGGCUCCCCCCAGAUCCCUCCAGCUCUAGGUAGCAACUCCCCCAAGAUCCCUCUGGCCCCAGGCAGCAGCUCCCCCCCAGUCUCUGGGUAGCAGCUCCAGGCCUUCCUGUCUGCACGAUGUGCACGGGGUGCUGCUCACGGCUGGUGGGGCUGUCGCUAGUGCCCAUGGCCCUGGCCUGCAUCGUGGCCAAUGUGCUUCUCAUGUUUCCCAAUGGGGAGACCAGAUGGACUGACCACAUCACCCUUCAGGUCUGGCUGAUGGGCGGCCUCUGCGGCGGGGGACUCAUGGUUCUCUGCCCCGGGCUCUCGGCCAUCCGCGCUGGGGGGAAAGGCUGCUGUGGAGUUGGAUGCUGCGGGAACCGGUGCCGGAUGCUGCGCUCUGUGUUCUGCUCGCUUUGGGGUGCCCUAGGGGCAUUUUACUGCCUGGUUGUGUCCGCGACUGGCUUGGCCAAGGGGCCAAGCUGUGAGAACGCUGAGGGUAUAUGGAAGUCACACUUCGAGGACAGCAGCAAGAACUACUUGGCGAACCGAACGCUCUGGGAGCUCUGCGUGAACCCCCCACAGGCGGUCCUGUGGCAUGUGGUGCUCUUCUCCAUCACCCUGGGGCUGGGGGCACUGGAGCUGGUGCUGUGCGCUGUGCAGGUGGUCAAUGGACUGCUGGGAACCCUCUGCGGGGAUUGCCGCAAGCCAGCCGAGCACCAGGGCGAAGGCCUCUGAGUCACUGACACCCCAAUGCAUUGAAGGGGCCCCUUCUCCCUUCCCAGGGAGUUCCUUCUCACCAUGCCAUCACUCUACCCUCCCUGUUU
Molecule: messenger RNA, 962 nt
Organism: Pelodiscus sinensis (Chinese soft-shelled turtle)
Lineage: Eukaryota; Metazoa; Chordata; Testudines; Trionychidae
Source: RefSeq, a predicted model, not a curated record